CUCUCUGUUUUCGGAGAAGUUCCAAGACGUGCAGAGCACCCAAAUAUCUAGGAAAUUUGCCCAUAGAUAAAAACAGAGCACGAGAAAGAAUCCCUCAAGAAUCCACGUCUCUCUUCCUUUCCUCCAUCACCAAUUUCUGGUUACUCCGACUCAUCUGUUGAGGCAAUGUACCCGUAUCUAUAGGGACAUGCGUAUGGGUGCGGGUGUGGCUGGACAGUUUCACUGUUUCGAGCUCGCACUCACAGAUGUAAACGGGAAAAGAACAAGGUAAGUAGUUGUCAUGGGUUGCGUUAUUUCAAAGAAGUCUGGGCAUACACCUGGAUAUGAAGAGCCUAACGUUCUUGCUGCUGCAACACCUUUUACUGCAAGCGAAGUCGAGGCCUUAUACGUGCUCUUCAAGAAAUUAAGUAGUUCAAUUAUCGCUGAUGGGCUUAUUCACAAGGAAGAGUUUCAGCUUGCUCUUUUCCGGAACAGAAAUCGGAGGAAUCUUUUUGCCGACAGGAUAUUUGAUUUGUUCGAUAUGAAAGGGAAUGGGGUCAUUGAGUUUGGGGAAUUCGUAAGAUCGCUUGGCAUCUUUCACCCGAAUGCACCAUUAGAAGACAAGAUUGCAUUUGCUUUCAGGUUGUACGACUUGAGGCACACCGGAUUUAUCGAGCGAGAAGAGUUGAAGGAAAUGGUAUUAGCACUUCUUCACGAAUCGGAUUUGGUACUCACGGAGGAUGUCGUGGAAACCAUUGUGGAUAAGGCAUUUAGUGAAGUCGAUACAAAAGAUGACGGACGGAUUGAUCAGGAAGAGUGGAAGGACUUUGUGUUGAAGAAUCCUUCUCUGAUAAGAAAUAUGACUCUUCCAUAUCUAAAGGAUAUAACAUCGGCAUUUCCCAGUUUCAUAGUGAGUUCUGUGUAUGAAGAUUCAGAAGUAUGACUCUGUUCCAUCAUGAAGGCGUCGAGGACAUGUCGGAUCGAUGUCAUAUGGAACUAGAUGAUGCUCUGAAUACCUGCCUAGUACAAGCUGUCGUUGGAGCGAGGUAAAAUCUGAAAGCAGGAAGGAGAAUAAGAUGCAGCACCGCCAUUUUAUCGACAGAGCGGCGUGGAGACAAUGGAUAUGUUAUGGAUUGAUGGAGCAUUCAAAGCCUCUCGUGUCUUUCAAUUUUUUAGUUCAGAAAGAUUUGAGUGGAUGCAUGGAAGAGAGGCGUAUUUGCAAUGUAUAUGGUUAACUUUUAUUACGGAAAAUAACCGCGCAAAAUCAUUGUUGUCUAGCAGCCCUUGUUAGCGUACACUCGAUUGGGUUUUACUUGUUCUUCAAUUUAAUUUAAAUCUAUAGCCCUGUACGUAA
Molecule: messenger RNA, 1333 nt
Organism: Syzygium oleosum
Lineage: Eukaryota; Viridiplantae; Streptophyta; Magnoliopsida; Myrtales; Myrtaceae
Product: calcineurin B-like protein 4
Exons: 10
Coding region: 281-922 (213 amino acids)
Biological process (GO): calcium-mediated signaling
Molecular function (GO): calcium ion binding; kinase binding
Source: RefSeq, a predicted model, not a curated record